CUCGUUGAAGCUACGAUGUUGCGGCGCAGCAGGAAGCAGCUGUGACACUGAGAGAGAGAGAGAGAGGAGCUCAGCCAAUUGUCAGUGCGGACGGAGGAGCUGCCUACCCGCUCGGUGGGGAGGCUGAAAGUUGAAGUUUUGUCUUCUGCAGAAGAUGGAUUCAACCUCAGACCUGAGAAUCGUCCUCCUGGGAAAAACGGGAUCUGGUAAAAGUGCAACAGGGAAUACCAUCCUGAAAAGGGACGCUUUUAUUGCAGAGAUGUCUCCUUCCUCCGUGACUGAAGUAUGCCGGAAAGAAACCGGCCGCCUGGAUGGCCGAAGAGUGACCAUCAUUGACACUCCUGGUGUGUUUGACACAUCAAACACACCAGAGGAAAAACUGAAGAGUGAAAUAGAGAAGUGCGUCAUGCUGUCUCUCCCUGGACCACAUAUAUUCCUGCUUGUCAUUAAUCUCUGUGUACGCUUCACAAAGGAAGAGAAAAAUGCCAUCAACUGGAUCACGGACAACUUCGGCGAGAAAGUCUCGAAGUACACGAUCGUUGUUUUCACUUGGGGGGAUCAGCUCAAAGACACCAUCGAGAACUUUUUGCACAAAAGCCCUGAAAUGAGGGAGCUGACCAGUGACUGUAAAGCUGGAUAUGUUGUGUUUGACAAUACGUGCAAAGGAAAUCGCACUCAGGUGGCUGAUCUGUUCGAGAAAAUAGACAGUACGGUCCAGUUGAACGGUGGUCAUUACACCAGCGAGAUUUACAAACAGGCCCAGAAUAAACUAUGGUGGGACCAGACCAGGGGCUAUGUGGGAACUGCAGGAAAAUAUUUAAUGUGCGCAGCAGCAGGCGCAGCAGGAGGCGCAGCUGCAGUCACAACAGGUGUAGGUCAGCUGCUGUCGGUGGUGAAGUCACAGCUGUAUCUUUACCACACAUGUGGGCUCUUGGAAGUGCAGCGAUCGUGAAUGGUGUUGGAUGGUUCAUGAGAAGGUAAUUCAGAAAGUGACUGGACUGUAGUCAUGUAAUGCUUUUACACUUAUGCACUCUCUUUAGUAACGAAUUGGGAAUAUUUUAAUUUCAAUUUUGCUUUCAAUAUGUUUGUUAUAUGUGUGAUUCUAAUUUUUAAAUGUUGUGAUUUAUGCCACAUAUUGAAGACAUACCUCCAUCUCGAUUGUGAUGGGCAAUAACCCUAUCUUACCACUGUAAUAAUAUAUAAAUUAUGUAUGGUAACCCUAUCUUACCACUGUAAUAAUAUAUAAAUUAUGUAUGGUAACCCUAUCUUACCACUGUAAUAAUAUAUAAAUUAUGUAUGGUAACCCUAUCUUACCACUGUAAUAAUAUAUAAAUUAUGUAUGGUAACCCUAUCUUACCACUGUAAUAAUAUAUAAAUUAUGUAUGGUACUUUAUGCUUCUGCAUUAUUUGUAAAUAAAAAAUACAUAC
This is a messenger RNA of Gambusia affinis (western mosquitofish), 1428 nucleotides long. RefSeq names its product GTPase IMAP family member 4-like. Bases 155 to 952 code for a protein of 265 amino acids. Gene Ontology annotation, molecular function: GTP binding. The transcript is spliced from 3 exons. Lineage: Eukaryota; Metazoa; Chordata; Actinopteri; Cyprinodontiformes; Poeciliidae. The record is from RefSeq and is a predicted model, not a curated record.